Molecule: messenger RNA, 1710 nt
Organism: Hippocampus comes (tiger tail seahorse)
Lineage: Eukaryota; Metazoa; Chordata; Actinopteri; Syngnathiformes; Syngnathidae
Gene: btr02
Product: bloodthirsty-related gene family, member 2
Exons: 7
Coding region: 373-1692 (439 amino acids)
Molecular function (GO): protein binding
Source: RefSeq, a predicted model, not a curated record
GUUCUUGUCAUUGGAAAGGCAUCGUUUUUGAGACAGCGUUGGCACAAGAUUUUGUGGCUCUACCUAAUGAACUGUUCAGCAUGUGUAGAUCAAAACAACUAGAGCUGUCUAACGCCGUUUCCUAGGUUUGAGAAUACGUCACCCUUUUUCGACGCCUGUAGUGAACCUCAUACCAUUUUAAAGCCCAGCCUCCAGUAGUGUUUGCCUAUAAAGGAGCUCAGAUAACAUUCCGGGUGGAGUUUGUUCUAUUCGAGAAUGUUUGACAACCCAACACACCUUCGUGCAGCAUAAAACAUUCAGUGUUCUUCCUUGUUUACCUUUGAGCCUGUGGAGAGACGAGACAAGAGCAGACUUCUGGACAGGAGAGCCCCAAUGGCGUCAACCGUCAGCCUCCUCCCCGAGAAGUCCCUGCUGUGCUCUCUGUGUAAGGACAUCUUCAGCAGUCCAGUCACCACCCCGUGCGGACACAGCUUCUGCCUGUCCUGCCUUUGCGACUACUGGAUGCGACACCAGUCCAGAUACUGCCCCUGCUGCCGGCGACUCUUCGCCAACAGGCCCGACCUCAGUGUCAACCAUAUCCUUGCCGAAAUCUCGGACAAUUACAAGAAGACCAGACCACAAAAGAUACCAGAUGAAGAAACGGUUAUCAAUGUUGAGCAAAUGAUUCAAGAGAGGCUGCAGAAGGUAGACAGGUUGAAGACUUCUCUUGAGCUCCAAAAGAGCUCUUACCUCAGAGAAGUGCGCGAGAGCCAAAAAGUCUUCUCAGCCCUCGUCCACGCCAUGGAGAAGAGCCACAAAGCAGUGGUGGCGGCCAUCGAAGAGCGCCAAAAGGAAGAGCAGAAGAAAGUCCAGAACCUGGUGCAGGAGUUGGAGCAGGAGAUCCGGGAACUGACAAAGGAGUCUGCCGUAUCCGAUUCUCUAGUUCCUGAAAAAACUAGUGAUCAGCAGGAUGAAUUAAAAGAAGAUUCCACGAAUGUUGUACCUCCUGGACAAGCGGUCCAGUUCAAGGAUUGGUCCAUGGUUACCAUAGAAACUGACCCAUGUGUCGGGGUCACCAGGAGAGCACUGUCGGAAAUGAUGGCGAAGAUAAAGAUGGAAGUAAACAGGCUAUCCAAAUCCGAACUUAAGAGAAUUCAGAGAUACAUUGUGGAUGUCAAUCUAAGCGCCAAGACGGCCCACCCCACCCUUUCAGUCUCUGAUGACAGAAAACAGGUGAGGCAGAGCGACAAGCGCCACGAGGUGCCGGACCACCCCAAACGCUUCGACCGCGUGGCCAACGUCCUCGCCAAGGAGAGCUUCAGUUGCGGGAGAUCCUACUGGGAGGUAGAGGUCGGCGACAAGACGGAAUGGAGCUUGGGCGCGGUCCGAGAGUCCAUCAACAGGAAGGGACGCUUCACCGUCUGCCCUGCCAACGGUUUCUGGACUCUGAGUCUGAAGAUGGGCGGGCAGUACGUCGCCAACACAUCUCCGGCGAGUGCGGUCGCGUUGGAGCAGAGGCCCAGAAAGGUGGCUGUCUAUGUGGAUUACGCCGAAGGCCGCGUGUCCUUCUACUGCGCCGAGACGGGCAUCCACAUUCAUACCUUCACCGACACGUUCACAGACAGCCUGCACCCGUUCUUCUGUCCCGGUCGGCUGCAUGGUGGCAAAAAUGCUGAGCCGCUCAUCAUUAGCUCCAGUUUUUGCAGCAUCUGAUCACACUGGACAGAAGGU